UUAAGGAGUCCUGUUGGCCAAUUUUGUUAUGAACCAGGUAUGCUUGUCAUACAUCCUUCGAGUUGUUGUGAUAUCUGCCUUGAUCUCUAUUCUACCUCAGAUCUUGCUACUUCUCCACAUGCAAUCCAGUGUGGUCACAUCUUCUGCUUCAGGUGCCUUUACUCCUUUGACACAAGCACAUGUCCCUUCUGCCGCGAAGUUUUCGACCUAGAUGGUGCCAAGAAACUCCACGUCGGAAAUGCACCUGAACGAGAAGAUGCUGAACGAGACAAUGCUGAUCAGGACAAUGCCAAACGAGACAAUGCUAAACAGGGUGUUGUCCAUGAUCAUGCUAAUUUCCUCCUUCAUCGGAUGUCUCUAAUUUCAGGCGAAGGCGUGCCCGAAGCUGAUGUCGCUGAAGUAGUCUCCGAAGUGCAGGAAUGGCUGGAGUCUCAACCGGAUGACCCCUAUUCUCAUAUACCACUUCGAGCUGCCUUGUAUUCCCUCCACCGAUACAAAGCUCUUCAACUUGAGAACGAGCGUGAAAAAGCGGAAUAUCGCCUUCGUGAUCUGCUACGCAACAGCACACUAACCACAGGCCAUGGCUCCAGGACAUCUCGUGCUGUGGAAGACAGUAUCGCUAGGAUCGAGGAAAUAGAGACUGAACAUGCCUUAGCAUCUCGUGCGAUGGAAGACAACCUUACUAGGAUCGAGGAAAUAGAAAUCGAACAUGCCCUAGAGGUGAUCAUUGAGUUCAGUAGUGUGUAUGUGGGACUUAACUUGCGUCCACAUAGCUGUCACAAUUGCAAUCUCAGUUGCAAAACCUUGACAAUUCCCAAUCUCAAAAUCUCAACGUCCCCGACUCACCACUGGCAGAGGAGUGGUUGAUUGAUUUUUUCUGAAUCAUUGUCGUGCUGGGGGUAUUGUGAGCAUCAGAUGUUCUACUUUUAUUCUAUGGUCGUCUUGCAAGUUGUCCUCGAGGACGUUAAACAUUUGUAAUUCAUGAUAUUAAAUAAUUUGGAUUCCAUUAUUGCACAGAAUGCGUGGUGAUGUGAUUUGGUGGGUCGAGAACCCGUUUGGUUUUCUUGGUUUUCUGACAA
Molecule: messenger RNA, 1079 nt
Organism: Suillus subaureus
Lineage: Eukaryota; Fungi; Basidiomycota; Agaricomycetes; Boletales; Suillaceae
Exons: 7
Coding region: 40-867 (275 amino acids)
Source: RefSeq, a predicted model, not a curated record